Messenger RNA from Helianthus annuus (common sunflower), 401 nucleotides. RefSeq lists its product as uncharacterized. The record is from RefSeq and is a predicted model, not a curated record. NCBI's taxonomy places the organism in Eukaryota, Viridiplantae, Streptophyta, Magnoliopsida, Asterales, Asteraceae. The transcript is spliced from 2 exons. The coding region runs from base 1 to 345 and encodes 114 amino acids.
AUGUCGAUGAACAACGAAGAGAAUGUAACUCCUGUACCCAAGAUCAACAUAGUUUUACGUCGAAACACUUCUGAUCCACCAUCCACACAAAGUGUUAACACUUCUGUGCCUAAGAGAACUUCAUUUAAGAUAAGGGAAUUCUGCAAGCGUUGCUUCAUUUGCAAAAAGCGCCCCGGAGAAAAGAUCGAGAUCAUUGAAUACAGUUUUAUGUUCUACUGCAGUGAUUGUCUAAAGGACAAAAUGUACAAAGACGCUAAAGAAAAUUACUUUGAGGUGAAGAAUAAAAAGAGAGGCCGCAAGGAUUAUACACCAAAGAAGUUCAUCAUUGGAAAAGUUGAUGAAUGAUUAUGCUUUUUAGGAUUUUCUUAAUUUAACUUGUUAUAAAUGAUGAUGAAAUAAUG